CAUCAUGUACGCCCACCGCCUCCAGUUCUUCCUCCUGCACGCCUGGUGGGUGCUGCUCCAGGCAGGCGCCGCCACAGUGGCCCAGGUACCCCUACGGACACUGGGGCAACCCUCGUCUCCGUCCCCUCUCGCUUACAUGCUGAGCCUCUACCGCGACCCGCUGCCCCGGGCGGACAUCAUCCGCAGUCUGCAGGCACAAGAUGUGGAUGUGGAUGGGCAGAACUGGACCUUUGCUUUUGAUUUCUCCUUCCUGAGCCAAGAAGAAGAGCUGGCGUGGGCUGAGCUCCGGCUGCAGCUGCCCAGCCCCGUGGACCUCCCCGCCAAGGGCCAGCUCACCAUUGAGAUCUUCCACCAGCCAAAACUGGACACAGAGAAGGACCCAGGCAACUGCCUGAGGCGUCUUCGGAUGGAACUAUUCACCAUCACUUUGUCCCAGGUCACCUUUUCUUCGGGCAGCAUGGUCCUGGAGGUGACCAAGCCCCUCUCCAAAUGGCUGAAGGACCCCAGGGCACUGGAGGAACAGAUGUCCACUCUGUCCAGAGAGUGCUGGCAGCCCUCCCCCACCCCCCCUGUCACUGGCACCAGCGUGCUCCUCAUGCUCUACUCCAACCUGCCCCGGGAGCAGAGGCGGCUGGGUGGCGCCACCUUGCUGUGGGAAGCUGAGAGCUCCUGGCGGGCCCAGGAGGGACAGCUCUCCCGGGAGAGGGUCCUGAGACACCGGCGGCAUCACUUGCCAGACAGAAGCCAGCUGUGUCGGAAGGUCAAGUUCCAGGUGGACUUCAACCUGAUCGGGUGGGGCUCCUGGAUCAUCUACCCCAAGCAGUACAACGCCUACCGCUGCGAGGGCGAGUGCCCUAACCCCGUGGGGGAGGAGUUCCACCCCACCAACCACGCAUACAUCCAGAGUCUGCUGAAACGCUACCAGCCCCAUCGGGUCCCUUCCACCUGCUGUGCCCCAGUGAAGACCAAGCCGCUGAGCAUGCUGUAUGUGGAUAAUGGCAGAGUGCUCCUAGAGCACCAUAAAGACAUGAUCGUGGAAGAGUGUGGGUGCCUCUGACCACAUCCUGGAGGGAUGUCAGAUUUGCCUACACUCCAGAAGGUUGGGAAGCUCCUGGAAGACGUUACACUUAUCCAGGGAGGAGAAACAGAGGGAAGAAGCAGCUCUGCCCAGCAGAACCGAAGAGGAAGGGCUGCCCGCUCUGUAAAUGAAGGGCCCUGUGAGGUUGGCCAAGCCCAGAGGCCCUGGUCAGGAGGAGGGAAGAGAAAGCCUUGCAGAGGGCAGAGUGCUUGCUGGAUUUUCUCUUUAUCGAAAAGACAGUAGCAAGUAAAAGUGCAAGCACAAGAAUUCUUUACCCAAUUUGUUUUUAAAUUCAUGAACCCCUUGAAAUUGUGUGCAAAGUUGGAGCAAAUGUGCAUUUAUUUUUGAGGUGGGGCAAGGCGAUCUAUAGCUUUGGCGUAUUUUCCAAAGCAGUCUGUGAACCACUGCUUCUCCUUCAAAGAUUAAGUAUCAAUUUAGUAGAUUAAAACUAUUGGCUCUUGUUGCAUCAGGCUGGGGUAGGGGAGCCCUGCACAUCUUCCUGGUUGGCCAGUGGCAAUCUGUUGGCUGUGUUCAGAGGCUCCCUGGCAUGGUCUCUGCUAAUGAGUUGCAUAAACAAUAAAGCCAUUGUCUAGCUCUCCUAGGCCAGCUGGUGCCUUUAACAAGAGAGCCAGGAACUCCUAGAGGACUGGCCAUGUUGGACUACAGAAGCUGGAACCCUCAGACAUCCCUGAGUCAGUCUGCUUGGCAGACACAACUCGAGUCUAUUAAA
Marmota monax (woodchuck) is the source of this 1808-nucleotide messenger RNA. RefSeq names its product nodal growth differentiation factor (gene Nodal). The record is from RefSeq and is a predicted model, not a curated record. Gene Ontology annotation, molecular function: growth factor activity; cytokine activity; type I activin receptor binding. NCBI's taxonomy places the organism in Eukaryota, Metazoa, Chordata, Mammalia, Rodentia, Sciuridae. The transcript is spliced from 3 exons. Gene Ontology annotation, biological process: BMP signaling pathway; SMAD protein signal transduction. Bases 5 to 1057 code for a protein of 350 amino acids. Gene Ontology annotation, cellular component: extracellular region.